AUGGAGGCCAUGCCCGAAAAUCGCAGCAGCCCAGUUUCGCGGCGAGUGAGAGCUAGCAGGCGUUUGCUGGCAUCGAUCGCGUUCCUCCGCGCGCUAUUUAUUGAUUGGGAGUGCGCAGCUGGCGGGAGCAGGACACGGUAGGCCCGACGAAGGCCUCGUCGUCCUCUCGCGAGUGGCGGCCGGCACCUCCAGCUGCUCGCAUGCAGCCCCUUUGCGGCUCAGUUACAACCUGAGAUGGCCCUGGCAGCCGUCCUCCUCGUCGUUGCCGCCCUUUCGGCCGCCUCGCACGCCCAGGAAAUCCGAAUCACGUCGCAGCAGUGGCAGGGGCGUCAGAUUUACGAGUUUCGGGGCUACCAUGACGUUGAGGUUUUCUACUUUCGCGUGCCGGACCAAACCGUGUUGGCCAACUGGAGUUUUACUGCCAGGGAGCUGUCGGACUGCGAGCCCCGCAACGUAUCCAUCUAUUUGAAACACGGCAGUUUUCCGGUGGUGAACCCGAACAACGCCACUUUCCCCAACGACUUCCGCACGCAGGACGAGGCGGGCAAGGUCAAAGGGCUGUCCAUCCUGAGUGACGGCGCCAAGAACUCGCUGCAGGUCGAGCAGCCGCUGCCUGGAGACUGGUUUCUCAUUGCCUUUCUCACUUUUGAGAAUACGAGGAUUGAACAAAAGGGCAUUGCCAAGUACUGCAGCACAAGUUUUACAACUAAUUUAGAUGUCACGUGGACCAAUGAAACAAUUCUCCUGAUACCCGAGGUGCAGAACUACCAGGAUAUCCAAAUUCACCAAUCGAUCGAGCAGGACCAACAAAUUUAUUACAAGUUUUUCGUGCCUGUUGAAACGCACUGGGCAACAAUCAACAUCAAAAAUUGCGAGAACAACUGCCCGAUCCAGGUUUACUGGCGGGCGCGGGCGUUGCCGCUAAUCGAUGAGGCUGAGGGACUGAACUGCACCGGAAAUAUUAGCACAUGCAGUACCGGAUUCCUGCCUCUGGAAGGCGAGUGGCAUUACCUCACGAUAGCCGCAGAGGCAAACACGACUUACUCUUUGAAGAUAAUCUACCACACCUGUGCGCAGGAGUACCCUGUGACCAAGUAUUUCCUGACAAACGACCUGGACACGGGAAAGGUUUGCUCGUCCGUGUCCGAAGUGAGCAGAUUCCGGAUGCUCUUCCGCGGCUCAAAGCAGCACUUUGAAAAGGCCGAAGCGGAAGUGUGCUGGGACAGGGUGGGCCUCUUCCGCAGGUCCAUGUCGGCCAGUUUCGCCUACGAGUUCGACCUUCUGCCCGACGAAAACGGAACGAGCCCUCUAAAGCUGGAGGUGGCAACGGGACAGCCCACGAUUCUCAGCUUCUACGUCAAUCCGAAGCAGGACAUCGGCGGCAAUAUGUGGCUUGACGUCGGAAUGGACCCGAAAAUGAAAACAACGGGCUACAAUGUGACGUUCAUCGUGUGCUUCAGCCACAUGGAGCGGUUCAAGCCGAAUUUCGACCACCCGAAAUGCGACCCUGACGACUUCUACCUGCUGGAGAUCAACGCCACCAAGCGGUACGCCAGGGCGGUGAUCCCCUACCCUGAGCCGGGCACUUGGAACGUCGUCAUUCAGCCUUUUUGCCACGAAAACAAAUCAAAAAUCACGUGCCCAAACGAAACGUUGCCUUUCUUCUUCAGCAUCAUUUCCAGCGCUUGCGUCUACGGAAGCUGCGGUCCUUUAGGAAGGUGCAGCAUCUCUCGGACCGCUGGAUAUAGUCUUUCCACUUGUAUUUGCUCCGCAGGUUACAAGGGAUGGGGUUGCACUGAUGCCUCCGAGGCUGUGCCAUACAGCGAGCUGCUCCUGUCGACCCUGCUGCUAACCCUGAGCAACCUGCUUUUCAUUCCGUCCAUCGUCCUGGCCAUUUACCGAAAGUACUACACAGAAGCACUAGUCUACGUCAGCAUUAUGUUUUUCUCCACGUUUUACCACGCGUGUGACGGCGUGGCCUACUCGUUCUGCUUAAUUCGGCCGGACGUGCUGCAGUUCUGUGACUUCUACUCGGCCAUCCUCGCCUUCUGGGUGACCAUGAUCGCCAUGUCGGACGUGUCUCCGACCCUGACCUCGCUGUUCCACAUGGGCGGCGCCAUCGCCGUCGCUCUCGGUAUCGAGUACGACCAGUUCGGAAUCGCCGUAUUCGCAGUGCCGGUCGCGUCUGGCGUCGUCAUUUUAGUCAUUUCCUGGGCGCUGCAUUGCCGAAGAGAAGGGGGUUGUUACCCGAGCAAAAAGUACUGGAUUUGGUGCCUGCCACCGGGGUUGCUGCUGGCUGCCGUGGGCCUCGUGGUCUACGCCUUCCUGCAGACCGAGCGGAACUACAAAUUCGUGCACAGCGCGUGGCACGCGGUCAUGGCGCUGUCCAUUAUGUUCCUGCUGCCGUUCAAAAGGGAAAAGAAGCAGGUCGAACUCGCGUGGCGAGGCUUGCAGGCGUGAGAGUGAUUUCCCAAAAUUUUGACAAGACUGUCUAUCUGAUAAUUAAGUUUAGUUAGCUCAGGCCACACUCGUGAUUUAAGCUGGCAAAAAUAAAAUGUGAGCACAAGGAAUCGACAUAUAUAUACAUGUAUUUUACGCCGAGUGCAAAAUAAAUUUUUUCUGAGAAACUGAACCUCUCAA
Molecule: messenger RNA, 2640 nt
Organism: Cloeon dipterum
Lineage: Eukaryota; Metazoa; Arthropoda; Insecta; Ephemeroptera; Baetidae
Product: post-GPI attachment to proteins factor 6
Exons: 12
Coding region: 235-2460 (741 amino acids)
Cellular component (GO): membrane
Source: RefSeq, a predicted model, not a curated record